Molecule: messenger RNA, 369 nt
Organism: Lycium barbarum (goji berry)
Lineage: Eukaryota; Viridiplantae; Streptophyta; Magnoliopsida; Solanales; Solanaceae
Product: TPD1 protein homolog 1-like
Exons: 1
Coding region: 1-369 (122 amino acids)
Biological process (GO): cell fate determination
Source: RefSeq, a predicted model, not a curated record
AUGCAAACUAAUCACGCAUUGAGACUAGUAAAGGAAGGUGAUGCUAUUCAAGAAGGUCACAGUGAUGCCAUUGAAUGCUCAAAAUCCAGCAUCCAAGUACACCAAGGUCCCUCAGGGUCGACACUUAAUGGCAUUCCGAUGUACAUUGUUGAGAUCACAAACACGUGCUCAAGAAGUUGUAGUGGCAUUCACUUCUCCUGUGGUGAAUUCUCCUCAGCAAGACUUGUAAACCCUAAGAUUUUCAGGAGACUCAGAGUUAAUGACUGCCUUGUCAAUGAUGGGGCGCCCCUCAAAUCUGGACUAACACUUAGUUUUCAAUAUGCCACUACAUUUGAAUAUCCUCUUGCUGUUACUUCGGCUACCUGCUAG